AUGCCUACCGCUGACCGGGCCUUGGCUUAUACCGUCUCUACUAGGGAUUUUGAUAUGAUAAGAGCCAUGAGUCUGCGACCUGUAACAGAACGAAAACCCUUCCAACUGCCUGCCAUGGGUCGGCGAGGUGCUGGUAUUCUCCUCGGGCAUAGUAUCAACCCCAAUCCCGAUGCUGGCGUGCACGACACGAACAAGCCUCGCGAGGCCUGGGCUCUCAAGUCUGGCCUAUACACACCCCGUCAGCUCGUCGAGAGCUUUGCUCCGCUGCUUGAUACUGUCGUCUUUCGCAUGGGCCCUGACCCUCCCGACGUUCGGUCGUCACGAUGCCAGUUGCUGGACAAUCUUGCUGCGAACCUGGACACCAACACGCGCGAAGCUUCAAUGCACUUCCCCAACAAAGACCUCGACGACUCGCGCACAGAGAUCGCCGACCAAGCCCGGAGAAUCGGUAAAACGCUGGUGCAAUACGCACGCAGCCACACCGGUGCUGUUUCAAAUCCCGACCUGUACCUCCGCAGUCCAUGUGAAGGCCACCUGCUCACGAAGCCGAAUGUUGAUCUGAUGUUUGGGCCUCGCAGCGCCCCUCACCUGAUGCAGCUGUUCAACGAGUAUAUGCACCAGAUGGUCCUUCUGCGCGACGCCCUCCUACCUUUCAAGAACUACGAAGACGUCGUUAUUCCUAUUAAUGGUCAAGCUGCUCGGGGUAUGCGCUACCUGGAGCCUCGCCGUUCUGAAUUCCUCGUCCAGCUUUGGACCAAACAGGUAUCGCAGGUGGCGGUUGUCAAGCUCGCACAGGCCCUUCUGGCGCCGGGUAUCCUUGGACAGGAUGCCGUGGGCUCGACAAGUAGCCGAGGAUACGGCUUCCAGUACGCCCACGGUCUUGUUCUCCCUGCGGUUUUGGCUGGUGGGGACACCCCGUUCCAUCUCCUACAGUAUAUUCCGGCUCGGCUGGUUGAGGUUUCUACCGAUGAUAUUGUUUUCGAUUACAAAAUGCAGGACUACUACCUUGCCCCUCGCGUGGAAAUCUCUGCUGGAGUUGCAGCAGCGCAGGCUCCGGCUUCUUACCCGCUAGACACAGGGAGCCAUUCUGUCCAAAGAGCCACCAUCGAAGUUCGGCCAGUGGUGCCUCGUUUGGCCUCUUCAUCAGUCGCAACCCGACAACUGGAACUGCGUCUGGAAUUGGAUUCUGGCACGUCCAUCUCCGUGGACGUCGGGCAAGUCUGUCGCGGUCAUCGAUACGCAUACAUGGCACACCGAGCGUCUUCGGCAUCUGUAUCUGGAAAUGGUAACCGGGCUAUGAAUAAUGAAGCCGAAGCCGAAGCACCCACGGUCAUCGUGCAUGAUGCCACCUCUGUCAUUAUUCAAUCCAAGGAGCAAGGCCUUGUCACUGCGAAAGGAGGGUUGCAUGUCAUCACCACCCAGGAUCCACUUAUCUCUUUGGCCUUAUUGGGAAUCCUCUAUCAUGGAAAUGUGGUACUUCUCCCGAAGGAUGAGGGGUUGGAGCAAGCAGAGAAUGCUGGGAAGGGGCUGGAGCCCAAGUUUAUACUCUGGGGUGGCGUGGAGCGAGGUGGGCUAAGAGGAAGAUUCUAA
This is a messenger RNA of Aspergillus puulaauensis, 1590 nucleotides long. RefSeq lists its product as uncharacterized. The coding region runs from base 1 to 1590 and encodes 529 amino acids. Lineage: Eukaryota; Fungi; Ascomycota; Eurotiomycetes; Eurotiales; Aspergillaceae. The transcript has a single exon. The record is from RefSeq and is a predicted model, not a curated record.